AUGGUUUUAGCAAACAAAUUGAACGCUUGGAGUAAGCUUCAAGAACAUUUUGACGCUGAAGGAGAAAAUAUUGUCAUCAAGGAGCUCUUCGAAAAGGAUCCUCAACGUUUUGCCAAGUAUCAUCGCAUCUUUAAAGGUUCUGAUAAGACAAAUACCUCCAUCCUAUUUGAUUUCUCCAAAAAUCGCGUCACUGACCAAACUCUCAGUCUCUUGCUCGAGUUAGCCAAGGAAGCCAAGGUGGAAGAAAUGCGUGAAAAGAUGUUCACUGGUGAACAUAUCAAUUUCACCGAAGACCGCGCUGUUCUUCACAUUGCUCUUCGUAACCUUUCUGACAAACCCAUCUAUGACAAUGGUGCUGAUGUUAUGCCUGAGGUUCGUGAAGUAUUGGCUCACAUGAAGGAAUUCUCUGAAGCUAUUCGCUCGGGUGAAUGGAAGGGUUACACUGGCAAGGCUAUUACUGAUAUCGUCAACAUUGGUAUUGGUGGUUCAGACCUUGGUCCUGUCAUGGUCACUGAAGCAUUAAAAUCUUAUGCAAAGGAAGGCUUGAAAGCUCACUUUGUCUCCAACAUUGAUGGUACUCAUCUUGCUGAAGUUGUGAAGUACCUUAAUCCUGAAACAACUUUGUUCAUCAUUGCCUCAAAGACCUUCACGACUCAAGAAACCAUGACUAAUGCUGAAUCUGCCAAAGAUUGGUUCUUGGCUACUGCAAAGGAUGCCAGCCAUAUCGCUAAACACUUUGUUGCACUUUCUACAAACACAAAGCUAGUCACAGCAUUCGGUAUUGAUCCAAAGAACAUGUUCAAGUUCUGGGAUUGGGUCGGUGGUCGUUACUCUCUCUGGUCUGCUAUCGGCUUGUCCAUUGCGAUCACUAUUGGUUAUGACAACUUUGAGGAACUUCUUCGUGGUGGUUACGAAAUGGAUCAACACUUCUUAAAUACUCCUCUUGAGGACAAUAUUCCUGUAUUGAUGGCCCUCGUUGGUAUCUGGUAUAACAACUUUUAUGGUGCUCAAACUGAAGCUAUCCUUCCUUAUGAUCAAUACAUGCACAGAUUUGCUGCUUACUUCCAACAGGGUAACAUGGAAUCCAACGGUAAAUACGUUUCUCGCUCUGGUGCUGAGGUCGAGGCACAGACUGGUCCUAUCAUCUGGGGUGAGCCUGGCACUAAUGGUCAACAUGCAUUCUAUCAGCUCAUUCACCAAGGUACCAAAUUGAUUCCUUGUGAUUUCCUUGCUCCCGUGGAGACACACAACCCCAUUCGCAACGGUUUACAUCAUGACAUUUUGCUUUCCAACUUCUUUGCUCAAACAGAAGCCUUGAUGGUUGGUAAGAACGAAGAACAAGUUCGUGCUGAGAUGGGAGCCAAUGUGGUCGAAAACAUUGUUCCUCACAAGAUCUUCAAAGGCAACAAGCCUACCAACUCCUUCUUGUUUCAAAAGUUGACUCCUGCUACUUUGGGUUCCCUCAUCUCCAUGUAUGAACACAAGAUCUUUGUUCAAGGUGCUAUCUGGGACAUCAACUCUUAUGACCAAUGGGGUGUUGAACUUGGUAAGCAAUUGGCCAAGGCUAUCUUGCCUGAACUCUCUGCCCCCGGUAAAGUCAGUUCUCAUGAUGGUUCAACUAAUGGUUUGAUCAACUAUUACAAGAAGAACAAGAAGCAAUAUCAAUAA
Molecule: messenger RNA, 1668 nt
Organism: Rhizopus microsporus ATCC 52813
Lineage: Eukaryota; Fungi; Mucoromycota; Mucoromycetes; Mucorales; Rhizopodaceae
Product: glucose-6-phosphate isomerase
Exons: 3
Coding region: 1-1668 (555 amino acids)
Biological process (GO): gluconeogenesis; glycolytic process; glucose 6-phosphate metabolic process
Cellular component (GO): cytosol
Molecular function (GO): glucose-6-phosphate isomerase activity; carbohydrate derivative binding; monosaccharide binding
Source: RefSeq, a predicted model, not a curated record